This is a messenger RNA of Sporisorium graminicola, 831 nucleotides long. RefSeq lists its product as uncharacterized. Gene Ontology annotation, molecular function: polynucleotide 5'-phosphatase activity. Gene Ontology annotation, cellular component: mRNA capping enzyme complex. The record is from RefSeq and is a predicted model, not a curated record. NCBI's taxonomy places the organism in Eukaryota, Fungi, Basidiomycota, Ustilaginomycetes, Ustilaginales, Ustilaginaceae. Gene Ontology annotation, biological process: polynucleotide 5' dephosphorylation; 7-methylguanosine mRNA capping. Bases 1 to 831 code for a protein of 276 amino acids. The transcript is spliced from 3 exons.
AUGUCCUCUCCUCAACAACCCGCACCCGAGCGUUCCAUCUUUGGAGUCGACCCUCUCGACGACUUCGUGACCAUGGUCGGAGACUGGAUCUACGCAAACGGAAGGGGAAGGCAAAAUCUGGAGAUCGAGGGCAAGAUCGGUCAGAUCAUCGAUCAAGAGACCGGCGAAAGGAUACAGCUGCCCGUACGAAAUGAGACCAUCGUCGAUCUCAGCCGCACAAGGUUCGACAGUCGAAUGACAAUUUCCCAGCAUGCGCAGUACAACCGCAUCCUUAAUUCGCUCGUCUCAAGAUCCGGCGAACCUUCUUACACCGGAGCCCGGAUCAGCUAUCAGAGGCGAAAAGAGAUCGACUACUUUCAUCCUGCGCCCAGCGGCAAGGUUCGCGUCACAAGAGAUGCCGAGACGCUGGCAAUCAAGCCCGAUGGAAUCGUACAGAAGCAGCGCAUCGCCGACCUCAACAUCCACUGCCCCAAUCGCCUGUUUGACUACCGCAUCAGCAUCAACGUCGAGAAUCCAGCCGAAGAGCCGUCAUCGGAUCACGUUUCGAUUCGCGAAAAGAACCGACUUUCGUACGCACACCAGAACUUUAUCGUCGAUCUCACCCAAGUCACUGUUCCCGAAAAGCCCCAGGAGCCGAUCCACGAACUCGAGAUCGAGAUUCGAGACGUGGAUCAGCUCAUGCAAGCUGCCGCUCAAGCCAAGUCGAACCCCACUAGCAAUGGAUCUGGAUCCAGCGGGCAGGAUUGGACUGCUUUUGACGACCAGGUGCUCAUAUUCCUCAACAACAUUCGAAUGCUCAUCAGAAACGGCUCUGUCGACGAUCGCCGUUGA